Oncorhynchus keta (chum salmon) is the source of this 2261-nucleotide messenger RNA. Its product is annotated as transcription initiation factor TFIID subunit 13. Gene Ontology annotation, biological process: transcription by RNA polymerase II. Lineage: Eukaryota; Metazoa; Chordata; Actinopteri; Salmoniformes; Salmonidae. The coding region runs from base 481 to 855 and encodes 124 amino acids. Gene Ontology annotation, molecular function: protein heterodimerization activity. The record is from RefSeq and is a predicted model, not a curated record. The transcript has a single exon. Gene Ontology annotation, cellular component: transcription factor TFIID complex.
AAGUACUUCCGGUGGCAACUACAGCGAAGAAGAAAUCGCUAAUUCGGAGGUUUGGCUGUUGUGCUCCUAGGUUUUUAUCAUUGAUAUUAAGCUAAAAUAAAUAUAAACACCUCGACACAAACCGUUUCAGGAUUCCAAUUGCAUCUUCCUGAAACGUUUGCGAAACACCGUUGGACACUGGGAUUUGGGGCGGCAGGGUAGCCUAGUGGUUAGAGCGUUGGACUAGUAACCGGAAGGUUGCGAGUUCAAACCCCCGAGCUGACAAGGUACAAAUCUGUCGUUCUGCCCCUGAACAGGCAGUUAACCCACUGUUCCUAGGCCGUCAUUGAAAAUAAGAAUGUGUUAACUGACUUGCCUGGUUAAAUAAAGUUUUUAAAAAAAAAUGUAACUAGCCAGCUAAGUUUGCCACGUUAUUAAUUAGCUAGGUAGCUAACGCUAGCUACAAUUGCUAGCUCUAGUACACCGUUUGGCGCUGGUAGAAUGGCGGAGGAGGAAGACGAAACCAAUUUCGACGAGGAUUUGGAUGACGGGGCGGGUGGAACAGAUGGGAGCCACGGCAAGCGAAAACGGUUGUUUUCUAAAGAGCUUCGGUGUAUGAUGUAUGGGUUUGGAGACGACCAGAAUCCAUACACUGAAUCAGUGGACAUCCUGGAGGACCUUGUGAUCGAGUUCGUCACGGAGAUGACACACAAAGCCAUGUCCAUCGGACGCCAGGGCCGUGUCCAGGUGGAAGACAUUGUUUUCCUCAUCCGGAAAGAUCCAAGGAAGUUUGCCAGAGUGAAGGACCUCUUGACGAUGAACGAGGAGUUGAAGAGAGCCCGCAAGGCCUUUGAUGAAGCAAACUAUGGUUCUUAGGUCCUGUGAUUGUAGAGGGAUAUGGGCUUCAACAUGUCGCAUUGUCCAUGCUGUUUGUUCUGCUAUGAUUAUUACACAUGUUUUUAUAAGGAUCUAACGUUUAUUUUGUAGCAGAUGUGGCCAUAGAGAUAUUAAUUGACCAUCCACUUGUGACUUCAGAUAUGUUUGUGCUCAUGUCAAAUGCCAAUGCCUUACAUAUCUUUAUCAAAAUCAUAUUUGUGUGGUUUUCUGGCAGACUAGAUGCUAUGUUGCUGCCUUUCAGUUGGGAAUUGCACGUUUGUUCACAAAUAAUUUCUCAAUCUAAUAGCGUAGACGAACAGGAUGGCAGGUAGCGGAGUGUUUUGCUGUUUCGAAUACCCGAGCUGACACUGAAAGAAAUGGUCAAUUUGUAAGUCGCUCUGGAUAAGAGCGUCUGCUAAAUGACUUAAAUGUAAAUGUCUGUACCCUUGAGCAAGGCACUUAACCCUAAUUUGUUUUAGGGGGCUGCCUACUAUGACUUACCCUGUAAAACAUCCCAUUUCACUGCACUUAUCCGGUGUAUGUGAAACCUAAUACUGGAAAGUUCUCACUAAAGUAAUAUAUAAUAAUAAUAUAUGCCAUUUAGCAGACGCUUUUAUCCAAAGCGACUUACAGUCAUGUGUGCAUACAUUCUAAGUAUGGGUGGUCCCGGGAAUUGAACCCACUACCCUGGCGUUACAAGCGCCAUGCUCUACCAACUGAGCCACAGAAGGACUGUCUGAAGGAUAUUGCUUUGCAGUAUAAAUCAUGUCAUGUGAGCUAACUUUGCUCUUGUGAGAGGAUUGUCCCAUUCAUCGCUAAGGAUAGGCAUAGUGAAAUUAAUACAGUAACUUACACCUUUUGACACAGUCUUCCAUCCUUUACGGAGAUAUUUCAGGACAUGGCCCAGAGGGGAGGUCAAUGUAGACUUUCUAUAUGAAUCCAUGGAUGGGUUUUUGUUCCAUGGAUGGGUUUUUGUUCCAGAACCAUUUAACUUGCUCCUACACCUUUAGACAGUGGAUAUAUAGUGUUAUAGUUGAAUUAACUAUUUGGCCUGUUCUGUUAUUAAAUGUUUGCAAAUGAAUGCACAUGGACCUAACUGCACGCAAGAAAACUGCAGGACUGAGUUUAUUCUUUGUCUCUUAACCCUGGGUUUCCCCAAACUCUGUCCUGGAGCCCUCCCCAGGCACACCUUUUGUUUUUUUUAACCCAAGGACUACACAGCUGAUUCAAACAACCAACUCAUCAAGCUUUGAAUCAGUUGUGUAGUGCUAGGGCAAAAGGUGCACCCCUUGGGGCAGGACCAACUUUAGGAAACCCUGCCUUAACCCACUAUCAGUACUCUAUUUUAAGUGGGACUCCUUUGGCUACUUAGUUUGCAUAAUCAAUAUAUUAAAAACUUGCCAGGA